CUCUUCACAGUGCUAGAUCAUUCGUGCUUUAGCUUUAUUAAUAGACCAAGUCUGGUUUUCUCUCUGAAAAAGACUUCAAGCUAAGCAAUGGCUUUGGCUUGGACCAGUACAGCUUCUUCAUAUUCAUUGACUUCCGGAUCAUACAUACUACUGUUAUUGUUACUCCUGGGAUUGAAUUCCGGGAUCUGUCACGGGUUGGGGUCAUUUGGAUUCGACAUUCACCACCGGUUCUCCGAUCCGGUUAAGCAAAUUCUGGGCUUUGAGGGGCUUCCAAAGAAAGGGAGCGUGGAGUACUAUGUUGCUAUGGCUCACCGAGACAGCAUAAUCCGGGGCCGUCACCUCGCCGCCAGUAACAACCAGUCACCGGCACCGCUCACUUUCGCCAAUGGAAACGACACCUUCUACCUCAACAAUUUAGGAAGUUUGUAUUAUGCUAAUGUUUCUGUGGGGACACCAAGUGUAUCAUAUUUGGUAGCAUUAGACACAGGCAGUGAUUUGUUCUGGCUACCAUGCGGUUGUAACAACACAACUUGCGUGCCCAGCUUAAAGACAACAUCUGGACAGGACGUAAAGUUGAACAUCUACAGUCCUAAUGCAUCAUCAACAAGCAAAAAGGUUUCCUGCAACAGCAGUAACUUAUGCGAUCCAAAUCAGUGUCCUUCAACUAAUAGUGAUUGUGCAUAUAGUGUUGAGUAUCUUUCAAACAACACGUCAACUUCUGGGAUCUUGGUAGAGGAUGUGUUGCACUUAAUUACAGAUGAUGAUCAAUUAAAAGCUAUUGACAUUCCUAUCACCCUUGGGUGUGGUAAAAAUGAGACUGGUAUUUUGCUACAGGGAUUUGCACCAAAUGGUCUACUCGGGCUUGGUCUUGAUAGUAUAUCUGUUCCAAGCACCAUAGCAAGAAAAGCGCAAGGUCCAAAUUCUUUUUCCAUGUGUUUUGGAUCUGAUGGGAUUGGGAGAAUAAAUUUUGGAGAUAAUGGCACCUCAGACCAAAAAGAAACAUCAUUCACCGUUGAGCCCUCAUCUCCAUCCUAUAACAUUAGCAUCACUCAAAUAAAUGUUGGAGUGAAUGUUUCUAAAAUGGAGUUCAGUGCAAUUUUUGACUCUGGUACAUCGUUUACACAACUAAGGGACCCAAUUUAUACAUUUAUUUCUAAAACUUUCAAUUCCCAUGUCACAGAAAAGCGACAUUCAUCCAAUUCCCAAAUUCCUUUUGAAUAUUGUUAUGACUUGAGUGCAAAUCAAACCUCAUAUAUGAUCCCUAUAAUGAAUCUGACAAUGAAAGGUGGAGAACAAUAUUAUCUCACUAAUCCAACAGAAGUGUUCUUUACAAAGGGUGGAUAUGUAUAUUGUCUAGCUCUUCGCAAAAGUACAAAUAUAAACAUCAUAGGACAAAACUUCAUGACUGGUUAUCGCAUAGUUUUCAAUCGAGAUAAGAUGAUCAUAGGUUGGAAGCCAUCUAACUGUUACAAUGAUUCAAAUUCGACCACUUUACCUAUCAGCCCAUCACACUCUCCUACUGCUUCACCUAGCAGUCCAUCAGUCUCUCCUGCUCUUGCUCCCAAUCCACAAGCCAAAGCUCCAUCUAGUCAGUCACCCAAGUUGAAGGCUUUUACUUGCACAAUCAUGAUGAUUUUUGUUUCAUUCUUAGCUAUUGUUUGAUAUCUUUUCAUUUGGCGAGACUUUCUCGAC
Quercus lobata is the source of this 1692-nucleotide messenger RNA. RefSeq names its product aspartyl protease family protein 1-like. The transcript has 10 exons. The record is from RefSeq and is a predicted model, not a curated record. Gene Ontology annotation, biological process: proteolysis. Lineage: Eukaryota; Viridiplantae; Streptophyta; Magnoliopsida; Fagales; Fagaceae. The coding region runs from base 88 to 1662 and encodes 524 amino acids. Gene Ontology annotation, molecular function: aspartic-type endopeptidase activity.